Cadophora gregata is the source of this 1251-nucleotide messenger RNA. RefSeq lists its product as uncharacterized. The record is from RefSeq and is a predicted model, not a curated record. Gene Ontology annotation, molecular function: RNA polymerase II cis-regulatory region sequence-specific DNA binding. NCBI's taxonomy places the organism in Eukaryota, Fungi, Ascomycota, Leotiomycetes, Helotiales, Ploettnerulaceae. Gene Ontology annotation, cellular component: nucleus; cytoplasm. The transcript has a single exon. Bases 1 to 1251 code for a protein of 416 amino acids.
AUGCAACGCGCGCAGACUUCAGUAGAUCUUCUACUGAAUCCACAAACGCCCCUCGAGAAGGAACAGGAAGCUGCCCGCAGGAAAUUGGCAGAGAUUCAGGCGCAACAGCAGCGACAACACGAAGAAGAAAUGGCAGCCGUUAUGAUGCAACCGAAUAUGAUGAGCGGCCAUGGCGAGGACCGACAAGAUCUCCCUCGCCCAUACAAGUGCCCCCUAUGCGAUAAGGCUUUCCACCGUCUCGAACAUCAGACCAGACAUAUCAGAACCCAUACUGGCGAGAAGCCCCACGCCUGCCAGUUCCCCGGCUGCACAAAGCGAUUCUCAAGAUCAGACGAGUUGACUCGACACUCGAGGAUACACAACAACCCCAACUCCCGCAGGAGUAACAAGAUGCAUCAAGGUGGAAUUGAGCACACCGGAGCUAUGGCUACCAUGAUGCCACCACCAAACAAGAGCAUGUCGAGAUCUGCACCAACUUCAGCCGUUGGCUCUCCCAACGUGUCCCCUCCUCACUCCUACGCUUCAUACUCGACUCCCCACUCAGUUCUCAACCCGACAUUCCGCAGUCUCGGAGGAAGCCCAAACAACGGCUCGAGUCUCGACAUCAAUCUCCUGGCUACAGCUGCAACCCAAGUUGAGCGAGAGAGCACCUCUGCUAUACACCACCCUCACCAUAGCAGCUCAAGACACCACCCAUACUACAGCCACAGCAGUCACAGCAGCAGAAACCACUUGCCUUCGUUGUCAGCCUACGCCAUGUCGAGAUCACAUUCCCAUGACGACGACGACCACUACGCCCAUCGACAUGCCAAGCGUUCCCGUCCCAAUUCUCCAAACAGCACUGCUCCCUCUUCCCCUACUUUCUCCCACGACUCCUUGUCGCCUACACCCGACCACACUCCUCUCGCUACUCCAGCCCACUCUCCACGUCUUCGUCCUUACGGUGGUGGCUACGAUCUGCCCACGAUCCGGAACUUGACUCUUCAGCAUACCCCAGCGCUCGCACCUAUGGAGCCACAAAACGUUGAGGGCCAAUACCACCCAAAUAACACCGCAACUUCAGCUCCAAGAACUGGUCUGUCAAUCAGCGACAUCAUGUCAAAAACCGACGGCACACAGAGAAAGCUUCCAGUUCCGCAAGUUCCGAAAGUAGCAGUGCAAGACUUGAUCAGCUCCGGUGAGAACGGCUUCAGCACAAGUGGACACAGCAGCACAACGGGUAGUGUUGCAGGAGAUCCGAUGGACAGAUAG